Aspergillus nidulans FGSC A4 is the source of this 1573-nucleotide messenger RNA. Its product is annotated as glycosyltransferase family 2 protein. Gene Ontology annotation, cellular component: membrane. Bases 248 to 1573 code for a protein of 441 amino acids. The record is from RefSeq and is a predicted model, not a curated record. NCBI's taxonomy places the organism in Eukaryota, Fungi, Ascomycota, Eurotiomycetes, Eurotiales, Aspergillaceae. The transcript is spliced from 5 exons.
UGGGAGGCAAUUUCCUCAAGCCUUCAAGACAUUCGUUUCAUCGCGACUCAUAUCCCGCUCUUUUCUCUUUUCCUUUCCUUCCUUUUCUCAACUUGGUUGGUAGCUGUCUGCCUGGUUGACAAAAAUUUGGAAGAACAGGGAUCGUUUGGCACAUUGGGCACCGCAUUCAAUGUACGCGAUUGACAGCUGAGGACAAGGUUUGCAGUGAAGUCGAUAAACGGCAUCGUUCUAGAGUUUGGCAAGAAUAAUGCACAUAACGUAUAUGCGAGCGUUCAUCGCUCUUUUUGUCUACCGGUAUUUACGUCUUGUUGUGAAUCUCAUUUCAUUCUAUACAUUCAAGCCUAUCCCUCCCCCCGAGGAUUCAAGAUUGACGUCAAGUGAUGUGACGGUCAUAAUCCCUACGCUGGAUGGCUGUGGUGAAGAAUUGGAGAGGACGAUCGAAACCAUCCUGACGAAUAAGCCCCAUGAGCUGCUUCUUGUUACAAUUGAAGCAAACAAGAAGAAGGCUGAAGAAAUGCUAAGCCGCAUGCCCGCCGCCAAAUCGAGAAUCCGCCUGUUUACUGUCACCCACCCUAACAAACGCCGGCAAAUGACUAGAGCUAUCCCAGAGGUUACAACGACGAUCACAGUGUUCGCGGAUGACGAUGUAAUCUGGCCACCAAAGGUCCUCACCUGGAUGCUGGCGCCCUUCGAGAAAGACGACCGAUAUGGAGGCGUGGUGACAUGCCAGAGGCUCAAACGCGCUACUUCGCCUACCCUGUCACAGCGAGUCUGGGGAUUUCUUGGAGCUCUCUACCUGGAACGGAGAAACUUUGAUUGCGCCGCGACUACCCACAUUGACGGCGGACUCCCCUGUAUGUCCGGACGCACUGUCGCGUACAAAACCAGUAUUCUGCAGGAUGAUGCGUUCACGUACGCCUUCACUAACGAAGGAUGGUGGUUUGGCAAAUACCAAUUGAAUGCUGACGAUGACAACUUUAUCACUCGAUGGAUGGUCUCACACGGCUGGGAAACUUUCAUGCAAUACCAUCCUGAAGCGGAGGUUCAAACCACUUUGGAAGAUAAUCCUACUUUCUUGAAGCAAUGCACCAGAUGGUCUCGGAGUAAUUGGAGGAGCAAUCUCACUAGCAUGUUCGAUGAGGGGCAUAUUUGGCACCGUCAGCCUUGGAGCGCGUAUGCCGUUCAUAUGACGACCCUCUCGCCCCCAGCUCUUCUCGGCGAUCUAGGCCUUAUUUUCCUCUGUCAUAAGGCUACUGCCUCCUGGGACGAACAUGCCCAUAUGCUGGCAAUGUCGUUCCUUGCCGCCUGGAUGUUUGUCAUUGACUGGGUUUUUCUUCCUGUGUCGAUUCUUUUCGGCUAUUUCCACGGUGCGAUUAAGAUGUACGCUGUGAUGACACUUAGUGCAACAACUUGGGGUAGCCGAGAAGGUGCCGAUGAUUUCGAUGAGGAGCGCAUGAAGAGGCGACCCGAUGCCGAUCCUCUCAAAAAACCCUACUAUCAUAAGUUCAGACUUAAUGCGAAUGAUUUCCAUCAUCGACUAGUGCCUAGUGUAACCUCGGCCGAUAUCUCCUGA